AUGUUGCCUAUUCUUUUGAGUUGUGUUUCAUCAACCUUAGUCCUUCCUUUGGAUGAUACAUAUCAAAAUGGUUAUGCCAAUCCAAAUAUUGAAUAUUUAGUUCAAGGCGACAAAAAAGCUGCAAUUCUAGUUAUAUUGCCAACAACUCUCACAAAAGAUCUCAAAAUAAAGUCACGUGAAUAUGAUGCUACAGAAUUCACAGAUCUUAAAUCUACAAUAGAUAAGAGAGGUGAAGCAAAGGAUCCAAAAUAUUCAACUGUUACUAUUAAGCCAGAUACAGAUAAACCAUUCUAUUUACAAAUCACAGUUAAUUCAAAGGAACAAGUACCAUAUGUCAUCAGAUACGCCCAUACACAGCCAGUUUAUAGAAUAUCUGCCGUUCUCGGAACAUUUGCAUUGUUUAUUUGCUUAUUCCUUUUCAUCUUCGGAUGGACAAUCUUCUGCGGUGCUUGCCGUGCUACACGCAAGCGUUAA
Molecule: messenger RNA, 474 nt
Organism: Trichomonas vaginalis G3
Lineage: Eukaryota; Parabasalia; Trichomonadida; Trichomonadidae
Exons: 1
Coding region: 1-474 (157 amino acids)
Source: RefSeq, a predicted model, not a curated record